This is a messenger RNA of Cloeon dipterum, 586 nucleotides long. RefSeq lists its product as uncharacterized. The record is from RefSeq and is a predicted model, not a curated record. Bases 143 to 541 code for a protein of 132 amino acids. Gene Ontology annotation, cellular component: mitochondrial inner membrane. Lineage: Eukaryota; Metazoa; Arthropoda; Insecta; Ephemeroptera; Baetidae. The transcript has 3 exons. Gene Ontology annotation, biological process: mitochondrial respiratory chain complex IV assembly; mitochondrial respiratory chain complex I assembly.
GUAGUAAAUUUUGCCAUUUUCAUCGUUAUUUUGCCUGUGUUACGUGUUACCUGGUACAGAAGAGAAGAUUGACCCAACUAGGCACAAGUAGUGGCUUCAGAGGUUUUACAUCAGUGAUACCCCCUACUUCGCUUGUUUUGAAAUGUGGUCGAAUCGGACUCUGGCGAAAGUGGCCACGUACGGAGCAAUCAUUUUGGUCAGCGGCGCGUUUUACUUGAAAUUCAGGAUAGAAGACCGUCUGAAGGAUCAGCCCUAUUUCAAAACUGCGUUUCACCACUUGCAGCAGCACCCUGGAGCCGGCAAAUAUCUGGGCAAGCCCAUUUCAAUGGGCAGAUUGAAUUUAGAAGACGCACAAAACAACUUCUGUUAUGAGAAUAAAGCGCAAUUUCAAGUGGACGUUAGAGGACCGAAUGGAAAGGGAACUUACUACUUUUGGUCGGAGUUUGAUGAUGAUAAUAAAGUGUGGGUCUUGGUCAAGUCUGAGCUUGAGUUAAGCAAUGAUCCUGAUAGAAGAUUAGUCAUUAAAAAGCUCGUUGUUUAAUUAUAUUCUUUGUUGUAUCAAUAUUAAAAUUGUGAAGAAACAAAA